UUUUAAAAUAUGGAAGGUGAAGGAGACGCUGAAAUUGAAAAGACAUUCAUAGAGGAAACAUCUAUUCUCGAUAAAUAUAAAGCUGCUGCUGAGAUCGCUGAUGCCGUUGUCACACAGAUUUCUACUAAGAUCGUACCUGGAGCUGAUAUUGCUACUCUCUGUAAGGAGGCUGAUGAUCUUAUUGAGGAACAAUGCAAGACUGUGUUCCACAGCAAAAAGACUAAAAAAUUAAGAAGAGGUAUUGCCUUCCCAACUUCUAUUUCCGUCAACCACAUCCUCGGAAAUUACUCCCCAUUGCCUGAUGAGAGCACUACUAUUGAAGAGGGAGAUGUUGCCAAAGUUGAUUUGGGAGUGCAAAUCGAUGGAUACAUCGCAAUCUCAGGACAUACCGUAUUUGCCACUGCUGAUGAUGAUGCUAAGAUCACUGGAAGAGCUGCAGAUGUUAUGCUUGCUGUUCAUUCCGCUAAGGAAGCUGCUCUUAGGACUAUCCUAGCAGGCAACAAAAACACUCAAGUUACUGAGGUGAUCAACAAGACUGUCGAAGAAUUCAAAUGCCAUGUUGUCAAAGGAGUGUUUUCUCAUAAACUCAAGAAGCAUGUCAUAGAUGGAGAAGAUGUCAUUGCCUCAACUAAAGGCCAAAAAUGUGAGGAUUAUGAGUUCCACCCAGGAGAUGUCUUUGGUCUUGAAAUCUUUGUUAGUAGCGGUUCUGGAAGACCAAAAGGAUCUGAGCUCAAAACUAACAUCUACAAGAGAAGACUAGAAAAUACUUACUUGCUUAAGAGUGACAAAGCUAGAUCUUUCCUCAAGCAGGUGAACACCAAGUACCCAGCCUUGCCAUUCUCUUUGCGCCACUUCGAGGACCAAACUAUGGUCAGAAUCGGAGUCAAGCAUUGUUUAGACCACGACUUGAUUGAACCAUUUGCUGUGAUUGAGGAAGAAAAAGGAGAAGUAGUUGCUCACUGGAAAGCCACAGUUGCUGUGAUGACCAACGGUACCCUCUUCUUGAGUGGUAACAUGGAUCUCAACAAGGACAAGUUCGAAACUGAGAACACCAUCGAAUCACAAGAACUAAAGGACUUGUUAGCCCUUUCUAUGGACAUUAAAGACCAGAAAAAGAGAAAGAAGGACGCAAGCAAAAAGAAAGAUGAAGAGAAAAAGGAGUAAUAUAAUAUUCCUAAUUCCAAUCUA
Molecule: messenger RNA, 1188 nt
Organism: Moneuplotes crassus
Lineage: Eukaryota; Ciliophora; Spirotrichea; Euplotida; Euplotidae
Source: the annotation of a GenBank genome assembly